GUUGUUCUCGCCUGCGUCUACCUUGACGGAUGUUGCGUCACUGCUUCUUUAAAGCAGGCAGAGGCGAGUCGAUCCGAACAGAGCCAGGCCACAAAACCGGACCAGAUGGGCCACAUCAGCGACUGAAACCGCGGACUGAAACCAGGAUUAAGAUCGGGCCUGAAUCUGGGAUUAAAGACCUCGCUUCGACCCGGAAACUCCCGGAACAAUUCCCGGAUUAAACCGCGACUCCGUGGAACUGGAAGCGGGGUGAAGACGCUCCAGUAAGCGGGCCUGCUCCCCCAAAAUGGCCGACACGGAGGUCGCCCUGUCAUCGGCUAUGCCUCCGCUCCACCUUAGCCCCUCCCACUCUGUCCCACCCCCUCCACCUGCCUCCUCCUCCCCCACCACCUUCUCAUGCCCCUCCUCCCCCUCCAGUGCUUCUUCUUCCUCCUCUUCUUCAUCGACUUCCUCUUGUUCUGAGAGCUCGUCUGACUGCCCAGCCCACCACCACCACCACCACCACCCCCGCCCUCACCUGCAGCUGCCCCCGCCCUCCCACAGCGAUCAGCCGUCCUCCCCCAGCGCCAGCCCCCGCAGCUCCAGCCCCAGCGGGAGCAUCGGCAGCACCGGCAGCCUCGGCAGCAGCGCCAGCGAGGGCAUCGGCAGCAGCGGCAUGUCGAGCGGUGGCGAUUUGCGAGGCCCCAGCCCCCCGCUGGACGUCAUCUCAGAGGACGCCAUGGAGAUGGACCUGGGGGCAGACCAAGUGAUUGACCCUGAAGUAGCGCUGAAGGCUUGCCAGGAAGUCCUUCUCAAGGUCAAACUGCAGAACAGGGAAGGACCUGAACAGCAACAGCGACAGGACGAUCAUGAACAGCGGCAACAGCAAUCAGAUCUGACGGGGAGCUCCGGUCCACAGUGGCACACCAGCCCGGACACCAGCUCCAUCAAAGAAGAAGACGAGGAGGAGGACGAGGAGGGGAGGAAGAACGAAGGCAGUACCCCCCAACAAGACCCACGUCCUUCGGCCCUGCCACAGUCUUCUUCACUGCCAUCGUCCUCGUCAGCUUCGUCCAAACAGUCGUGGCUUCUGCGCCUGUUUGAGUCCAAGCUGUUUGACGUCUCCAUGGCAAUCUCCUACCUGUACAAGUCAAAGGAGCCAGGUGUGCAGGCGUACAUCGGAAACCGUCUCUUCAGCUUCCUGGACAGCGAGGUGGACUUCUACCUGCCGCAGCUGCUCAACAUGUAUGUGCACAUGGACACAGAGGUGGGGGACGCCAUCAGACCGUACCUGAUCCACCGUUGCCGAGGCAGUAUAACCUUCUCUCUGCUGACGGCGUGGCUGUUGGGCGCUUACUCCUCCGACAUGCACAUUUCCACCCAGCGUCACUCCAGAGGCACCAAACUGCGAAAACUCAUCCUGUCCGACGAACUCAAGCCCUCCACAUGUGAGUCUUCCAGACCGGUUUCGGCCUCUGUUUCCGACAGCCCGGCGUCCUCGCCGUCGCACCGGCGCUGCCACCGGAGGCACCACAGCAGCAACAUGGACUCUUCGGGAGGCCCCGCCCCAGACAGCCCCGUUCCGGGAGAGGCCGAGGUGUUCAUUUCCCCAUCCAGGAGGACCCACCAGAGAUCCAAGUCGGACGCCACCACUGCGAGCAACGGGCCCAGUGCCGGGCUCCGACGGACAGGAAGUAACCCAAAGGUGGAGGCUGUCCAUGAGGAGCCCGAGCGUCUGCGUCCUCAGAGGGAGUUUGUAAAGUCUCUGUUCUGCAUCGGGAAGCGUUUGGCCACACUGCCCACCAAAGAACAGAAGACUCAGCGGCUGAUCUCAGAGCUGUCGCUGCUCAACCACAAGCUGCCGGGUCGAGUGUGGCUGCCGACUGCCGAACACCAGCACCACGUCUGCAGGAUCCCACACACACAGGCGGUGGUGCUCAACUCCAAAGACAAGGCUCCGUACAUCAUCUAUGUUGAAGUUUUGGAGUGUGAGAGCUUUGAGACGUCUCCGGUUCCCGUUAGGAUCCCGGAGACGAGAAUCCGAUCGGCUCGCUCUGCAGAGAACCUGGACUGUGGGGGCGGCAGUGCUGCGGCUAACGCUAACAGUGGGAUGACAUCAGAACACAGAGCAGGAAGUUUCUCCACCGUCCCAAACUACGACAAUGAUGACGAGGCGUGGGCCACCGAUGACAUCGGACAGCUGCAGGUGGAGGCAGAGGCUCAGACCAGCAGCAGUGAUAACAUCAGUCAGUUUUCGGUUGACAGCAUCACAAGUCUGGAGAGUAAAGAGCCAGUUUUCAUCGCCGCCGGUGACAUCAGACGUCGCCUGUCGGAAAACCUCGCUCACACUCCGACCUCGUUCAGGAGGGACCCCGAGGACCCGUCAGCCGUCGCCCUCAAAGAACCCUGGGAGGAGAAAGUCAGGCGGAUCAGAGAAGCUUCUCCCUACGGCCACCUGCUCAACUGGAGGCUGCUGUCGGUCAUCGUCAAGUGUGGAGACGACCUGAGACAGGAGCUGCUGGCCUAUCAGGUGCUCCGACAGCUGCAGUCCAUCUGGCAGCAGGAGCGAGUCCCUCUGUGGAUCAAACCUUAUAAGAUCCUGGUGAUGUCGUCGGACAGCGGGAUGAUCGAACCCGUCCUCAACGCCGUCUCUCUGCACCAGGUGCGUAAGCAGAGUCAGCUGUCUCUGCUCGACUACUUUCUGCAAGAACACGGCAGCUUCACCACCGAAGCCUUCCUCACCGCUCAGAGGAACUUCGUCCAGAGCUGCGCCGGGUACAGCCUCAUCUGUUACCUGCUGCAGGUCAAAGACAGACACAAUGGGAACAUCCUGCUGGACUCUGAAGGCCACAUCAUCCACAUCGACUUCGGCUUCAUCCUGUCCAGCUCUCCUCGUAACCUUGGCUUCGAAACGUCCGCCUUCAAGCUCACGUCGGAGUUCGUCGACGUGAUGGGCGGCCUGGACGGCGACAUGUUUAUCUACUACAAGAUGUUGAUGCUUCAGGGUCUGAUCGCUGCCAGGAAACACAUGGAGAAGGUGGUGCAGAUCGUAGAGAUCAUGCAGCAAGGCUCCCACCUGCCCUGCUUUCAUGGCUCCAGCACCAUCCGCGGCCUGAAGGAGCGUUUCCACAUGUCGCUGACGGAGGAGCAGCUGCAGCUGCUGGUGGAGCAGCUGGUGGACGGAUCCAUGCGCUCCAUCACCACUAAACUCUACGACUCCUUUCAAUACGUCACCAAUGGCAUCAUGUGAUCACCGUGUGACCUUUGGAUUCGGCGAGACUCCAACUGAAACAAACGCUCAGCCAAUGGCAGCGCAGGAGGGAGCUGGUGGGUCUGGUUUUCUCUUCAACCUCCGCUCUAUUUUCAUCUCAUCUGUCUCAAGUUUCUAACAGAGCAGAUUUGAACCGGAAGAUCAGCUGAUCAGACUUGUGCUGCAUUGAAGGGGAGCUGGGAAAGUACAGACAUGGUGUGUUUUUACAUUCAGAGAGACAAACACUAAGUGGGCCAAAGCAUCAGUCUUCUGGUUCAUCCUGUUGCUGCCUGUCACAAACAUAUGUAAUCUAUUGGAUUCUACUGGAUUUCACUCUGAACCAGCACACCUGAACUCGAUGUUGGGAUUAACAAGGAAACAGCAGAGGAAACGUCGACGCUGAGAGUUUGUGGGGUUCCUUUAACGGUCAAAGUGUCCAAUCACUGAUAAAUGAAUUAAUUCUCUAUUCCUCCUCAGCAGCAGCAGCAGCUUCAGUCGUGUUAAUCACAUUUUAUGUGACCUCGCAAUAAAUGACAGUCUUUAAUGAGCUCCAGAUUUGAAAGUAUGAUUGUUUUCAUCUGCUGUAAAACUGGAGGAAAAACAUUUUCAGUUAAUUAUUAGUCAAAGAAAAUCAGCAAAGAACAAAACUAAUUUUUUUCUCGACCAUCGAGACACGUCACUUUAACAAAGGAGACAUUUUUAUCAUCAACGUGACUCCAAACUCUUAGUGUCAAGAAAUGACUUCUGAAAUUCUGUGUGAACUUUAAGAAAACUCUCCAUGAGGAAAAAAAACCUUCAUUUUGAGUCUUCAAAUCCAACAGAACGCUGCAUUAAAGAUCCUGUGGUUAUUCCAUCCAUGACUUUCUACCAUCUCCAGUGUGCUAGACAGAAAAGUCUCCAUAGUUGCCCAGUGUUUGAUUAUACUUUGCAUUUCAUCGCGACCGUUUAAGUUCUCCGUGACUGAAGUUUUAUCGCAGCUCACUCCAGCUGAUCCUCCUGUUUCACGUCAUUUUAAUCAUUUAAAUCCGAAAUGUCGGUCCAAGCCCGCAGCGUCCCAUGGUGAGGAGAAAGCAGUCGGUUCUGUCGUCGGUGUGUUUGCUUCUUGGAGGUUACGACAUGAGGGAAGCACAAUGUGAACUUAACAUUGUUCUCCGGAUGUUCAGAGAAAAGACUCAGCGGGUUGCAAAGAGACCGACAAUAAUUUAGUUUGACAUGUCUCACAUCUCGCAACAGGAUUCCUCCGCAUGUUGACUUUUAAUUCUUGUUUUCGCCACACGUUCAUCACAACUGUCCCAGAGUCCAGUGUUCCUCAGGUUUUGGCAAACUUAAAAAAAGCUUGCAGUGCAGCUGUGAGUAAAUGAUAUUUAGAGAUUAUUUGAUGGGUUGAUUCACUCACUCAUGAAUUUCCAUUUGAAUAUUACAAUAUCAGUGACUGAAUCUGUUAGCCUCGGCUGUACCUUCAAAUGCCAGCCUGCAGGUGUUGGCAGGUCAGCUAAAUGUGAGCUAACGUUGACGUCCAUGUGAUUUUUUUUUUUUUAAGUUUAAAGUUUAAAUUUAUCGGCAGCAAUUGAUUCACCAGGCCGAUAAUCUUACUUUGAGGUUUAUUACUAUUAUGAUUAUUGCUGCAGUGCUAAUUGCUGUCUUCCAAAUGUUCAGGUUUGAUUUGAUGUAUUAUGACUUAAAGGUUUUCACAAACAAACUGAAACUUGAAGGAGCCAGACACGUUUCUGGUGACAACAGACUUAAAAUUCAACAUGACUCUGCAUGUUUUCAUUUCCAAUGGUUUCAUUUAGUUUCAGCUGAAGAAAGGUCCGUAUUUGAUUUCCGAAGAAAACGUGUCGUUUGUUUUGCUCUCAGCGCUCUCACUACAGAACAGUGUUGAAUCAGAGCAGACAGGGUGGGAUUAACCCUUCCACACUCCAUUUUACUUGAAUGAUUUCAUGUCUCCUUUGAGCCAGAAUGGCUACCGAGCGGCGAAAGGGUUUGUUUGUUACAGAUUUAUGCAAGAAGCUCAUCGUUAUCCUUGUUCCACUUGCUGUGUAUAACUCUGAACUAAAUUAAUGUGUUACUUCCCUGUCUCUUAACUGUAUACUAUAUUUGCAUAUUUAACAAAUGCCUGACACUCUUCCUCCCUGAUUGGCCACAAGAUACAUUCCUCUGAUUAACCCCAGCCAAUCAGGAGAGAUGGCUCAGAGAGACUUUUAUUUCUGUUUUACAGAAAGUUUAAUUUCUUCAUGAUGAGAUCAGUGAUGAUCAGUUUCCAGAAUAUGUGAAUGUUUUUUGUAAUAACAAUCCACUAAAACAAAAGUUUCUUCUCGAACAGACAUGUUCUCAGUGUUGAGCAACUAAAACUUGUCUGUACUGUAUCAUUUAUGUUCUGCCUAAGGCUUGUAACGCUCAGUGGCUUUAUUCCAGUGUGUCACGUCAAAAUGCUGCAUUUUGUAUUCAAGUGUGAGAUCAAGUGUGUACUUGAAAUAUCAGUCCUCAGAUUAAAAUAUUCUGUCAAAGAUUAAGAUAGCAAACAAAUUUAGUUGACAGCAACACUCUCUAGUGCUACGAGAACUAUUCUACUGUUAGCAAACGACUACCUGCUUGUUCGUCCACUCUAAAUACAGCUGUGUAGAAAAACAUGAGGUAAAACAGCUAGCAGCCAGUUAGCUAGUCAGCAGGUUAUUAGCCCAUCAGUGUGGUACCCUGCAUGUAAAACUACAUGUGUGUUUGCAGUAGAGGAUUAACCAAAAGCAAAUUAAAGAGCUUGCUACUUCUAGCUAAUAAUUAAACAAGGAACUAGCCUGCUGCCCGCUGCAAUUAACGGCACGUUAAUGUUGAAGGUUACGUCAGUCCUGUUCUCACAUUUGUACAAAAAUAUAAACUAAAGCUGAAAGGUUAAAAGAAACUAGAGAACAUAACAUUAGACUGUGGAGAAAGUGUAGAAAACAUGCUAGCAAACAUUUGAGCACAGUCGUUGUCAUGCUGCUGGAAAACAACAGCCACUGUGGAAUAUUGAUGAAAACCGUUUUUCACUUCAUGACGACUUUUGCUGUUCAACACAGCUUUCUCCACAAUGUAAUGCAGUGUUGUUGCUGUCAACAAAAUUUAGAUUUUGAUCUAAAUUGUAAUUUCCAUUCUUGCAGACUGUAUUAAGUAAUUUAAAAAAUGAAUAUGUGAUCAACUGCUAAGAGCUACAAGCUAACAAGCACACGAGGGGAGCAGAGCAGCGCUAACGUUAGCUAGUCAGAUCAGUUACUGCACAUGCAUCUCAUGGGCCACUCAGGGCUUUGCCAGUCGCUCGCCGGCUGGUCAUAAACCUGAACACACUAUAACACACUUGUUGACAAGCGUAGCACUCGGGAAACAGACUUCUUCUAGUGGAAAUUUAAAUGUUCUAACAUUUUUAUGAACCAACUAUAUGACUGCAAAAUACUAUAAAAGCUUCUCACUGGAGUAAAGCCAUUAUUUAAUGUUCCUGUCUUAUGACUAUCAUGUGCACAGUUGUUCUCUGAGGGUUUUUGUGUUUUAACCACUAUUGAAGGAGAAGCACAGUUCUGUUAUUGUAAAGCAGCAUCAUGUUACUGUCUGCUAACCGUUAGCCUGCUAGCUUACACAUCACCGCGCUUGGCAAACUCACAGCUAUGACUAUAGUUUACCAGAUAAACAACUUAAAUAGC
Molecule: messenger RNA, 6897 nt
Organism: Scatophagus argus
Lineage: Eukaryota; Metazoa; Chordata; Actinopteri; Scatophagidae
Product: phosphatidylinositol 4-kinase beta-like
Exons: 14
Coding region: 287-3229 (980 amino acids)
Biological process (GO): phosphatidylinositol phosphate biosynthetic process; phosphatidylinositol-mediated signaling
Cellular component (GO): cytoplasm; membrane
Molecular function (GO): 1-phosphatidylinositol 4-kinase activity
Source: RefSeq, a predicted model, not a curated record